ACUACCUAUUAAAAUGUGACGCUAUGUCAUUUUUCAGUAGAAAUUAGAUUGAGAGUUAGGACAUGAAAAAGGAAGAAGCUGGAUAAACCAUUUAUUUCACUGUUUUGGCACAAAACACAAAUAUCUGACAGUAGUUUUCAAGGAAUUAUACCACAUGCUGCCACCAGAUGGCAGUAAUGCCAUGUGUACAAUGGAAAAGUUCAGUUAAUCCUCUUCAUUUCCCAUUAUAGGGUAAAAAUAGAGUCAAAGAUUACCAUGUUUUUGGAGAAAUUUCCACCCAAAUGCAGAAGUGGAAGUAGUAAGAAGUGCCAGUACAACAAUCUUAAAAUAUUCCAGUGUCAGUGACAGUGACAAGGAAGAACUCAGUGAGAGGAGGAAGGUCAGCAGCCGCAUGUCUGAAGGUCAGAGGUCACGGAAGAAACCCUAACAGUGUAUCACUCACAGCUGGCGGGGUUACCUCCAUAACACUUUCAUAACUUCAAGAAGCAGCUAUUUGAUGAUGUAGGCACAAUGUUCCUUUCAGCUAAAUGCUAAUAAUCAAUAUUCCAACAUGCUCACAAUUACAAUGUUAGCAUGCUGAUGUUUGGGUAUAAUGUUGACCAUGUUUGACAUCUUACUGCAUCUUGCUAGCCACGGGCAAUUUCAUAAUAAACAUAAAAUAUAAGUGAGGCUGAUGGGAGUGUCAUUAGUUAAAAUAAACAUAUAUAUUUAUUUAUGUGAUGGUGAACCAGUGGCAUCUAACAAAACCCAACAAAACAGCCCUGGUCCGCCUUUACAUCCCUGUGUUGGUGCUUUGUUUUAUUUUGUUGACUUUAAUAUGAUUUAUCCAGCUUUGUCUCAUGACUGAUGUUGCGUCCUUUGAAACAGGAUCCGAACUCCAUAAUAAAUUUCCCACUCUAAAUUACUUUAACUUGUUAUCAUAGGGGUGAAUGGUCACUUUAUAUAAAUACAUUCAAACAGGCCAACAAACUGGCUGGUUUUAACCUGUUUUAGAGAAAGUCUGUCAGAGACUAGCUGGAAGAGAGAGGGAGUCAUAGUUCAAGAGUGAUGGCCUGAGAUCACCUCUUUCUGACAGUGACCACAAAUACUGUAUACACAAACCCUUUCAUUAAGAAAUUACUGUAAAUAUAAAUGAGUCAGCUUGACACAGAGGACACCCGUGUUUUCUCGAAACUGUAAGAGUGAAAUGAUGUCACCACACAUCCUGGGAAGACUCUUGUAACUGACCCAAGUUACAAUUAGGCUAAUCCUCCUGUUGUUAUGUCAGUGCUGGGAUUAUUUUGUAAAGGCACGAUCUACUUGUGCACAUACGAGAAUGCGACAGGUUCAGUUCAGUCUGUGACACUGUGGCAUGAUGAUUCAAGAAUGUAAAUAGAAUAAUGACAUAAGACACAGUGUCAGGAGGAGAAAUGAGUCCAGAAAGUGCAAAGAAGAUGCGAAGGGAGGAGAGGGCGUGGCCCAAUAGUCCUAAUCCAGAGUGAUCCUGUGAGUCAGAGCCAGAUUAAUCUACCAGUACCUCACUGUCUGCAGGACAGAAGGGACAAAAACACGCUCCAAAAGCCAGCUGCUGGAUCUUUCAGUAUUGUAAUCGCCAAAACGUUUACAUUUCUCCUGUUGCUUCGACUGGAUUAUCAUCGUUAUAACAACAACUUCGACAACAGUUUAACACAUGGCGCUGCUGAGGUCAGGCUGGCUGUGGAGACAGACUUCUGUCCUGAAGCGCUGGAAGUUAAACUGGUGUGACCUCUGGAUAGAUGGGAGUCUUUGCUUCUACAAGACUGACAGCAGGCGAGAGCUGGAGCACCGCGUCAGCCUCAAGACAGCAUGUGUGGAUGUCAGAUCUGGGCUGGAAUGUGGAGAUUUGUCUCCACCGGAGAAUAAUCCGAGGGAGAAUCGCAUCGUGGUCCAGCUCAGAGACGGCUCAUCAGUCAACCUGUGCGCCAACAGCGAGGAUGAGUCCAUAGCGUGGAAGCUGACUCUGCUAGAGACCAGGAGGAACCCGGUGUUCACAUACGAUCCCUACGAUGACUCCUACCAGGAAAUCCCCAUCAACAGAUACCACACAGUCUACAUCACACCUGGAGCAGGACCAGGAACCCACCAGGUGGUCGUUCAGAGGGAUCCGUUUGAUGGAGUGAUGGAGAAUAUCGCACUGGGAUUACUGGCGGGCAUGGCAGCAGGCACAGCCAUGAGAUCCUUCCUCUGGAUGCCCGUCUUCUUCUGCUGAGACGAGCCCCGUUAAUGACUUGAAAACAGACUGCACACAGCCUGUCUGACCACAUGGAUCGUCUGUAGAGAAGCUUUGUUCCUUCAAAAAAUCCUCAUCGUCUGUGUCAUCUCUUUUCAAAUCACGUCUGCUGUAACAAAGAGCAGCUCUUCUGGUUGCGUGGUGCGUGCACUUCUGCGUAUGAGACUUAAGAAGCUGAAACGGAUGCUGUGUAAUGAUGUGUUGUUCCUGCUUGCACAUAUGACACAGUGAAUGUACCCAUGAGCCUUUGCAAAAUGUAAAGGAAUCAAUUUUGUAUCCGAAUGUUCUUUUAUCUGCUGCCUGAAUUUCACACUUUGUACGCUUAACAGUUAUACACAUAUGUGCAGUUUGUAAGUGUAGCUUGUACUUGGAAAUAAAUA
Molecule: messenger RNA, 2628 nt
Organism: Acanthopagrus latus (yellowfin seabream)
Lineage: Eukaryota; Metazoa; Chordata; Actinopteri; Spariformes; Sparidae
Gene: plekhb1
Product: pleckstrin homology domain containing B1
Exons: 6
Coding region: 1670-2227 (185 amino acids)
Biological process (GO): regulation of cell differentiation
Cellular component (GO): membrane
Source: RefSeq, a predicted model, not a curated record